AAAUUGUGAUUUUUCGUCGCUUGGUAUACACAAAUGGCGAUUUUUUGGACGCAGAUUUCCAACGCAAUUUUAAAGAAAUAAAAAUACAAAUAAAGUGUGGUACAACAUUCAAAAUAGAAAAAAAUGAGCGGUUUUCUUCCUAGAGAUUUGAUCAAUGAAGUCAGAAUAAGACCGGGAAUAUAUAAUAAAGAUGUUUUGGAACAUCCAACCCGCGAACACAAAAGACAGCUGUGGCUAGAAGUGGCAGAGCGUUUGACACCAGCCGAAGAUUGGGAAUCGUUUACAGAUGUCGAAAAAGAAGUUCGCAUGGGUGAAAUUGCUACCAAAUGGAAAAAUUUAAAGGAUCAUUUCUAUCGUGAAAUUAAGCUAGAGGAAGCGGGUGAAGCUCAUAAGAAACGUAAAUACGUUUACUAUGAUGAUAUGGAAUUUGUGCGUCCAUUUGUGGGCUAUAAACUGCCCUCCAUAAACAAACGUCUCAAGGAAAAAGAACAACAAGUGGUUGAAGAGGAGAUUGUGACACAGGAUGAAGAAGAGGUAGGCGAGUGUGUGAGUACUGAAGCCGACAUUGAUAUGGAGGCAUUUCUCAAUGAAAGUGAAAAUAUUGAAGAGGAAGACAGUAAAUAUGUACCUAAUAAUAGCAUUGUUGUUGUGCAAGAAGAGGUGGUAGAAGAACGUCCCAAAACUAAACGCAUCAUAAAACCCACAUUUAAAGUGCUACAGAACAAACCGUCAUCCUCCUCCUCCACCAGUACUCCAAUAGUCAAUCCUACUCCGAAAGAGGCGGUUAUCAAAAAUUUUAAUGUCUUAAAGAAAACUGAUAGUGGUAGUUCCUCUACAAAUUCCACUUUCAAAAUACGUGAUGGUGAUAUUACUUUCUGUCUAUCGCUGGUGCCCACAUUACGUAAAUUGGACGAUACCCGCAAGCUAAGCGCUAAAAUAGAAAUUCUAAAAGUCUUACGUUUUUAUGUGGACAAUGCCAAUCAAGCUAAUGUCUCCAGUAGCAAUGAUAAUACUACCAUUUUACAUAGUGAUGACAUAGAGGAGGAUGAAGAACAAUUAGUUGAAGAACAUUUAGAUGAAUAUGAUGAGAAUGUACAAAUUAAACAGGAGACACGUAAUGAUCCUUUGAAUGGUAACACCAAAGUCUGGUGGACUUAAUCUUGGCUAUAAAAGGUUGCAAAUUAAUGAAAGUAAAAUGUUUAAUUAAGAAAUAUUAUAUUAUAGUUAAGUUUACAUUUAGUUUGUAAUAAAGCAGAAGAAUGAAAAGAAAA
Messenger RNA from Lucilia cuprina (Australian sheep blowfly), 1271 nucleotides. RefSeq lists its product as uncharacterized. The transcript has 2 exons. Gene Ontology annotation, molecular function: DNA binding. The record is from RefSeq and is a predicted model, not a curated record. Bases 124 to 1158 code for a protein of 344 amino acids. Gene Ontology annotation, cellular component: transcription regulator complex; nucleus. Gene Ontology annotation, biological process: regulation of transcription by RNA polymerase II. Lineage: Eukaryota; Metazoa; Arthropoda; Insecta; Diptera; Calliphoridae.